Melanotaenia boesemani (Boeseman's rainbowfish) is the source of this 5989-nucleotide messenger RNA. RefSeq names its product NLR family CARD domain-containing protein 3-like. The transcript is spliced from 10 exons. The record is from RefSeq and is a predicted model, not a curated record. Gene Ontology annotation, molecular function: protein binding. NCBI's taxonomy places the organism in Eukaryota, Metazoa, Chordata, Actinopteri, Atheriniformes, Melanotaeniidae. Bases 62 to 3217 code for a protein of 1051 amino acids.
AAACUAGCGUCUUAUAUACAUCAUUUAUUGUUGAAGAGGGUUGAGAUGACAAACUCCUUUAAUGACAUGCAUUGGAAAAAUGCAACAAGCUUUUGCUGAUGAAGCAGAUAAAAUUUCUCGAGAGUUCAUUUCUCCGACACAGGCUGUGGUUCACCAGCCAAACUUAACUGCUCAGAGUAGCAGUAAUUUGGUCGCCCUUCCUAUUAAUGGUUCCACCAUCGGAAACAUCAACAUCAGGAUCAUAUCAAGCAGUCAAGGGUCAAAUGAUCAAUCAAAAUACAUCUCAAAUCAAGAUAAUACAGGCAACUGUGGUACUCUGCAGCCCCAAAAUGAUGAGAAGACAGAAUGUCAACAGAAACUGAAAGCUGCUCUGAAGAUGAAGUUCAGUCAUUGGCAUGAAGAGAUAUUGAAGGAUGUAAAUAAAACAUCUCUAAAUAAGAUCUACACAGAGCUCUACAUCACUGAAGGAGGAUGUGGAGAAGUCAGUAAAGAGCAUGAAGUGACACAGAUUGAGAUGGCAUUUGAAAUCCAUUUGAAACAGGAGAAACCCAUCCACUGCAAUGACCUCUUUGCUCCACAACCUGGACGAGACUACCGCAUCAGAACUGUGCUCACAAGAGGAAUCGCUGGAAUUGGAAAAACUGUAUCAGUCAAUAAAUUUGCUCUAGACUGGGCAGAGGAGAAGGCAAACACAGACCUAGAGUUUGUAUUUCCUCUUUCUUUUCGAGAGCUGAAUUUGAUGAGGGAGAAAACCUUCAGCCUAGAGGAGCUUCUCUGUGUCUUUUUCCCUGAAAUAAAAGGCAAAGAAAUCUUUACUAAUGGCGGAAAGAAAAUGCUUUUCAUUCUGGAUGGUCUAGAUGAGAGUCGCCUCUCUUUGAGCUUCCAGAAAACCGAAAUAAUGUCAGAUAUGACACAGAAAACCAUGAUUGCUGUAAUUCUUACCAACCUCAUCAGGGGAAAUUUGCUUCCUUUGGCUCUUGUUUGGAUCACGUCUCGCCCCAUAGCUUCCAGUCAGAUCCCUUUAAAACACAUUGACCUGAUUACUGAGGUACGAGGGUUCAACAACCUUCAAAAAGAAGAAUACUUCAUGAAGAACAUUGCUGACGAGAGCUUAGCAAAGCGGGUAAUCGCACAUGUGAAAUCUUGCCGGACUCUCCACAUCAUGUGCCACAUACCAGUCUUCUGCUGGAUGGCAGCAAGUGUUCUUGAGAAGAAGCUGGCAUUGAAAGACAGUAAGGACACACCAAAGACUCUCACACAAAUGUACAUCCAGUUCUUGUCCUUAUGUGUGGAAAAAAUGAAGAACAGGCUGCCAGAAAGCAGGGAUUCAAAUGCUAAAUGUGUGAGAGAUAAUCUCCUGGCACUUGGCAAACUGGCUUUCAAGGAGCUCAAGAACUGUCACUUGAUUUUCUAUGAGAGAGACCUCACCUCUAAUGGUAUCAAUGUCACGCAGGACUUCACAUUCUCUGGAGUCUAUACUGAGGUCUUCAAUCAGGAGAUGACCCUGUGUGAAGAGAAGAUGUUCUGCUUUGUGCAUCUGACCAUUCAUGAGUUCUUUGCUGCUUUGUACGUCUUCCUUACUUUCAACAACAAUAACAGCAAUGUCCUGGUGAAAAAGUGGCACCCAUACGUCCUGUUUAGAAAAUCAUCAGAGCUCAUCCUCUACAAAGCAGCAGUGGAAAAGGCUAUGGGAAGUGAAAAUGGGCAUUUUGACAUCUUUCUGCGCUUCCUUUUGGGCAUGUCUCUGGAGUCCAAUCAGACGCUGCUGAAAAGCCUUAUGACUAGCAACAGAACACACCAAAGGACAAGAGAUAAAAUCAUUAAAAACAUAAAGAAGAAAAUCAGAGCCAGCAAGUCCGUAGACAGGUGCCUAAAUCUCUUUCACUGUCUGAAUGAGCUAAACGAUGACUCUCUUGUAGAGGAGAUUCAGAGCUUCAUAAGCUCAGGCAGCCUAAGUAAAACCAGCCUUUCACCAGGCCAAUGGGCCACUCUGGUCUUUGUGUUACUGACCUCAGAAGAGGAGCUGACAGUGUUUGAACUGAGCAAAUACACCAGGUCAGAGGAGGGUCUUCUCAGGCUGCUGCCUGUUGUGAAAACAGCUCGUAUAGCAAAGUUAAAUGCAUGUAACCUCACUGUGGCCUCCUGUAAAAUGCUGUCACAUGGCAUCAGCUCAUCCCAACUUAGAGAGCUGGACCUAAGCAACAACAAUCUGACAGACAACGGACUAAUAAAACUCUCUGAUGGACUUAAGAAUAGCGCACUGAAGACACUUAGACUGAAGAGCUGCAGCCUAACACAGCACAGCUCUGACACCCUAAAAUCAAUAUUCAGUACUGCUUCUGGCCAGCUGGGAGAGUUGGAUCUCACUGACAAUGAUCUUCAGGAUGACGGAGUUGAAAAGUUAUCUUCUGGUCUUGUGAGUCCUUACUGCAAAUUGGAGAUACUCAUUUUGUCGAUGUGCAGAGUGACAGAAAAGGGCUGCAAUGUCUUAGCUUCUGUGUUGAAGUCAUCUAGCCUGAGAGAGCUUGACCUGACCUAUAAUAACCCAGGAAACUCAGGCCUAAUGGCUCUGGUGGAGGACCCAUGCUGCAGUCUGAAGAAAUUAAGUGUGGAACACUGUGAAGAAUUCUGGAUCCAGCCUGGUCCGAAGAAAUACAGCAUCAAACUGACUCUGGACCCAAACACAGCACACAGAGAUCUUUCUCUGUCUGAGGGAAACAGAAAAGCAAGACGAUGGACCAAGCAGUCAUAUCCCGAUCAUCCAGACAGGUUUAACUACUGGAGACAGGUGUUGUGUGAACAGGGACUGAUAGGGCGCUACUACUGGGAGGUAGAGUGGAGUGGGAGAAUAUGUAUAGGAGUGGCCUACAGAGGGAUAUGCAGGACGGGAGAGGGUACUAACUGCUGUUUGGGCAAGAAUGUCUCCUCCUGGGUUCUUAGCUGCACUGAAAAUAACUACAGGAUUUGGCACAAAAAUGUGAGCACUGCAGUAAAUGCUACACCCAGCUCCAACACAGUAGGGGUUUACCUGGAUUGGCCAGCAGGUACACUAUCCUUCUACAGCAUCUCCUCUGCCACACGCACCCCCCUCUACACCGUCCACACAACCUUCACUGAGCCUGUAUAUCCCGGAUUUCGCCUUGGUUGGGCGGAUUCCACAUUAGUAAUGUGCGAUAUCAUUGAUUUCCUUUACAAUCCAAUACCAAGUGCAGUUUAGGCUGGUAUUGGCAAUAAUGAUUCGAUUUUGAUACCUUAUACAAAAACCUAAUGUAUUUUGGAAAUUACUCUCUACCGGGGAAAGGAUUUGAUAUUUAAACAGAGUGUUUUAUAUAGAAUCCUGUUACUCAAACUGAAAUAACACGGAAACAUGAUAGAUAAAUGCCACAAUAAUUGCAUACAUUUGUAAUUACGAAGAAUUUAGAUAUUCAGUUGAUCAUCAGUCAAAUCAAUUUGAAUUUAAAGGUGCAGUGUGUAGCAAAAUCAAAGGUCAAUGACAAAAUUACAUUUCAUUAAAAACAGUUUCAUUUGGUAUCUAAUUACUUUACUAAAUUAACUGUUAUGUUUUUAUUCUCUCUGAAUGAGACGUUUACAUCUACUUGCCGUGGGUCCACAUACAUGGCAGCUGCCAUAUUUGUGCCACCAUUUUUACUGCAAUGUCUCUGAAUGGACAAACAACUGUAUGUGUGCAGUGAGAACUGUCAGAGCUUUAAAACUUUUGUACUGGCUUUGUUUGAUACAGUAGGUGCUAGAGCCGGGUUUGGGAUAAGUAAUACCUUAAAAGGCACUUAGAAGUAGACGGUACACAUUUUUGAAGUAGUUACCUUUAGGUAAGUCAUCACUGCAUCUACGGCUACUGGAUCCACUCACAGAUGAAAACAAGUUUAUGUCUGGAAGAGUUCUGGGGCCUCAUUUAUCAAGCUGGCAUAAGAACCAAAACCAGUGUACGCCAAUCAUAGUCAACUUUUGGAAUUUAUAAAAAUCAAACUUGAUGGGAAAAAUGGGAAACGGCGACACCAACGGUACAGAAUAAAAUCAAGGAAAUGAUGUGAAAUGUGAGACAUUUGUGCACAAUCCACUAUUAACUUUCACACAACAUGUUAUAUAUUAAAGCUAUUUGGAAAAAUGAAUAAAGAGGCACAUUCAAUAUUAAUACUCAGAAGAGAGCAUGCUUGGGAAAAACAAAAACAAACAAACAACGACAACAAGAACAAAAAAAAAAAACAAUAUAGAAUUUUCAAGAAAAAGGGAAAUGAUAUUAAUAAGAACCUCAGCCACUAAAAUAUGUUUGGUCAUUGUGAAACAAAACUUACAUGUUAUAAAAUACAUUCAGAUAAAUAAGGUGGAAAGUCUGCUGCCAGCAUGUACCACUUAGUAAAAGAAUGCAAAAAGUAAGCUUUGGUCAUUCAUUCAUUCAGAGCGGGAUGCAGACUGGAGGCUGGAGCGUCUAGAAGUGACACUUAUGAAACACACAAGAGGUGGAUUUCCUUGUUUUUAUUUAUUCUUACACAAUGAUUUUAAUUGUUGUCCUAAUUUUUGUCCAGACUGUCUUUUUUUCCCGCACCUCCUUGGCCACCUCGUUAAUAGCGGUGAUUGUGUCUCUCUGCAACUGCAGGACUUCCUCUGAGUGUUUAUAUUAUUUAACACUAAAUAAUCUGGUACCAAUCUCAGAUGUAUCUGUACAUAUUUAUUUUAUAGAUUAAAACAAAUGACUAAAUUACCGUACAACAGUACUGUCAUUUAGCAGACGCUUUUCUUCAAAGUGAUUCACCCCUGUGGUUUGAACUUUGGUCUCCCGCAUUGGAAACGGAUGCCCUGCUGACUCAGAUCCAGCCACACCAUCCAAUGCUUCUCGUGUCUUGCCUUCUGACAAGGCAUUGACAGCAUCUGCCACCUGCUGCCCUCCUCUGCCUUUCUGACACUGGUAAUGCCCACGCCGUGCCCACCAAAUAAAACCUUUUUACGUUUUUCAAUGUGGUCCAUCAGGAUCUGUCUCACAUUCCGGAAAGAGCCGCUUCUUCCCUCUUUUCCCCUCCUGAGUAAUCAUGGAAAUGAUAUGAUAAAUAUUUAUACUGACCUUUUGUGGCCACCACAAGGGUGUGGCAAGGCGCUCCCUCAUGUACGCUCGCUUCAGAGUUCAUUCUGAUUUAUGAACGGAAACAGGCGUGGGACGUGCGUGAGCAUGAUUUUAUGAAUCUGAAAGUUUUUGUGCGCCACCUGUAGUUUGCUUUGCUACGCACAGUUUGAUAAAUGAGGCCCCAGGACACUGACAACCACCAUCCAUUCCCAAAUAUGCUUGGCAAUUCAGAGUAAUUGCUAUGCCCAUCAUUACCCCUAGAUGUCAGAAAUUCUUACACAUUGGACCUUUAAGUGACUUUGAACAUAAAUGUUUUGAUGCCAGAGGUGCUGGUCUGACUAUUUCAGAAACUGCUUUUUAUUGAACUAAAAAUUUCUGGCUCUCCUGAUCUCUCCAGACAGGGUUGCUACUUAAGCAUGGUGAAACUAGUGAACUGAAAUCCGUAGAUGUGCAUAAAUGAAAUUUUGUUCAUUUACAGAACCAGGACUGACUGUGAUGAUGUUUUAGUAUAACUUUAAAUAAGGAAUUCUGGGUUUCUGUUGAGCCCAUUCAGGUGGGGAACAGAAACAGCAAAUGUGAAGAUAAAACAGUAGAAGGUCCAGUGGGAGAGAUUAGUCCCUCUGGACGACCAUACUGAGUGAAUUUUUCUUUUUUUAUUUCUCUUUGUAAUUCUCGUUUCAAUGUGACUUGUGCACUUUGCUGUAAUGCUUUCAAUGUUUUAUGUAAAGCACUUAAAGUUGUCUUGUAUAUGAAAUGUGCUAUAGAAAAAACAUGCCUUAUCUAAAGCUUGAAUGUUGUUUUUGCACUUAAGUGGCUUUGGAUAAAAGCAUCUGCUAGAAGAUUAAAUGUGAAUGUAAAUUCAUGCAUCACUUUUUUUCUUUAUCACAGCAAGGAAUGCACAGAAAAUUAUAAUCA